GAAUGUUGAAAUUCUUCCUUACACCCUGAUAGGUACUAACAUAUCUAAUGUUUCCAGUUCUCCUCGUAAAAGGCCGCACCGGAAAAGACCUGCUGAUGCUAAACGGCUACACAUACUACCAGCAUAAGAUCCUCAGGGACGGCUUCCGCUGGAGCUGCACCCAGAUGGGCUCCCGGUCUUGCCGAGGGUUCCUCCACGUGACCAAUGAGAUGCUGGUCGUCAGGGCCCAUACAGAGCACACGCAUCCACCUUCGACUUACUUCUUGGAGAAAAUUAAGCAGCAGUAUGCUAGAGAAAUUGAUCUGAAGAAAAGCUCAUCCGACGAGGACGAAACUUCCCUGUCUUCGCUGAAGAUCGCAAGCAUACAGGGCCGGGUCGGGUUUUAGCCAUAGCCUUUGUUGUAAUCAUUUUUUAAGAGGACUUAACUAGCCAGAGCAUUUGAUACAAC
Cydia strobilella is the source of this 448-nucleotide messenger RNA. RefSeq lists its product as uncharacterized. The coding region runs from base 48 to 386 and encodes 112 amino acids. The transcript is spliced from 2 exons. The record is from RefSeq and is a predicted model, not a curated record. Lineage: Eukaryota; Metazoa; Arthropoda; Insecta; Lepidoptera; Tortricidae.